AUGCCCUCCUCGCACACAAUCCUCGUAACCGGCGCCACCGGCCGCCAAGGCAGCGCCACCAUCCGGGCCCUCCUCGCCCUCUCCACACAGCUUACCACACCCCUCACGAUCCACGCACUGGUGCGCAACCCCUCCUCGGCCCGCGCGCAGGCCCUCGCCGCCCUCAGCCCUUCCAUCAAGCUCUUCGCCGGCACCUUCGAGGACGGCGACUCCCUCACCGCCGCCGCACGCUCUUGCACCGCGCUCUUCCUGCUGACGGUGCCAAACCCGCACAGUCCAGACACGGAGCUGGCGCACGCGCGCGCCGUGCUCGCCGCCGCGAAAAACGCGCGCACGGUGCAGCGCGUAGUGUACAGUUCUGCGUCGCUGAUUGGCGCUGAGGAGGCGUAUGAUGAGCUCGAGCGCUGGCCCGGCAUGGCGUGGUACAUGCGGGCGAAGCGCGCGGUCGAGGAAGCGGUGCUGGGCGCGGGGUUUAGUGCCGGAGCGACGGUGCUGCGGCCUGCGAUGCUGUGGACGAAUUUCGUGGGCGGGGUGGCGGGCGCGAUGUAUCCGGGGUUGAAAGAGGAGGGGGUGCUGCGGACGGCGCUGGAGCCCGGGCAUCGUGUCGGGUGUCUGGAUCCGGCGGAUGUGGGCGCGUUUGCGGCGAGGGCGCUCGUGGAGUACGGGGAUGUGGGAGGGGAGGUUUGGCGGGAUAGGGUUGUUCCGCUUGCGAGUCGGAGGAUGACGAUGGGGGAGAUGGCGGAGGGGUUGACUAGGGCGGUGGGGGGGAGGAGGAGGGUUAGCGUUGUCCAGAUUAGUGAGGAGGAGUUGGGGGCGGGAGAGAGGUCCACGGUCGUGGAGAGUGAACUGUUUAGGAAUCGGUUUCGGGUUGUGGUGGAUUUGGAGGAGGUGAGAGCGUAUGGAGUGAGGUUGGGGACGUGGGAGGAGUUUGUGGAGAGGGAGAGGGAGGGCAUUGAGGUGGCGUUGGGGUUAGCGUAG
This is a messenger RNA of Aplosporella prunicola CBS 121167, 978 nucleotides long. RefSeq lists its product as uncharacterized. The transcript has a single exon. Bases 1 to 978 code for a protein of 325 amino acids. NCBI's taxonomy places the organism in Eukaryota, Fungi, Ascomycota, Dothideomycetes, Botryosphaeriales, Aplosporellaceae. The record is from RefSeq and is a predicted model, not a curated record.